Zasmidium cellare ATCC 36951 is the source of this 549-nucleotide messenger RNA. RefSeq lists its product as uncharacterized. The coding region runs from base 1 to 549 and encodes 182 amino acids. Lineage: Eukaryota; Fungi; Ascomycota; Dothideomycetes; Mycosphaerellales; Mycosphaerellaceae. The transcript is spliced from 2 exons. The record is from RefSeq and is a predicted model, not a curated record.
AUGCGAUUUUCCACCAUCUAUUCCGCGAGCUUUCUCCUCGCAAGUGUUGCGAGUGCCCAGAGCUGCACUGGGAUCGACCGAAGAGAAGCCUUGAGGGAAAUUGUCGAAUCGAUCAUCUCAGGAACCGAUGAGGACAUCAAAAAGCCGUCCUUCACCAAUAAUGUAACCGUCUUCGUUCAAGUCCAAGGAGCUCGCUUCAUCACCGGCAAAGGCGUCGAAGGUGCAAGAAACUCCAUCCGACUCGGUCAUGCAAUCGCCACAGACUUCGGCCCUGCGCCAGAAGAUCUCAAUUCAUACCUAGACAACGGCGUCAACCAAGCCUUUGUCAACGGCACAGCUACAGUCGGUCUUCACACUCCUGACGGCGGUUCUCUGGGUCUGGUGGUCGUGCCGGCGCAGCUGAGCUCCACGCACGAUACAACGUGUGAAAUCUAUGAGGCGGUCGCGGCUGUUCAGCCGAUUGAUGGGGUCAUUAAAACGGCUUUGACGGCGCUUUUGUUGCAGAACUUUCCGUUAUAUGAGAUUUUGGACGUCGUCGAUGAGUUUUGA